Molecule: messenger RNA, 399 nt
Organism: Zootermopsis nevadensis
Lineage: Eukaryota; Metazoa; Arthropoda; Insecta; Blattodea; Termopsidae
Source: RefSeq, a predicted model, not a curated record
UCUUCACCAUGACAAAGGCUGAAACGAUCUUCGCAUUCUACCUUGUGAUCAUCGGCGCUAAAGCACUCAACUUACGAGAUCGGAAGUAUGACAUCCCUGUCUUGGAUCCACUAGUGGUCCAGAACCUUUUUCUGACACACUCGGGUAUAAACGUAUCUUCCAGCAAUUUCACCAUCGCGGGAGUGAAGGAUGCCGUUAUUGAAGAUUUCAGCAUUGACUUCGAGAAGCAGAUCAUCCGAGUUUCGUUCCUAAUUCCGCAUGCUGUGCUGAAUGGAGAUUACUCAAUUGCUGGAACGUUGGUAGGACUGCCGAUAUAUGGCAAAGGACUCUAUGAAACCUCCUUUGGUUAGUGUUACUAGUAUAUAAUGUACGCGAGAAUUAAGUGUACUGCACUUCUAG